GCACCGCCGGAGAGAGAGAGAGGCGGGGAGAGAGUGCUGUUUACCCUGAGAACAGACCUCAGCUUUACACUCAUCCAGCUGCAUUACCGGGACAACAGCUGCUUCUCAUCACAGCCACUUUCCGUCCGCCGAGCCUUCGCCAAAUUACGCGUUACGCACAGUCAUGAUUUUGACGCACAGGUGAACUUCUCUCCUCGACGCGCCUCGAUCACAAGGAAAAAGUGUUUGGACACUGAAGGCAAACCCAGCUCGUUUGUUUCACGCUCUCCUCCGGUGUUAGUUGCUCGAAGCUGAACAGGUGAUUAGAGCCAUGUCCAGGAAGAAGGCAGUGAAGAGCAAAGGGAGCUCUAAGAGCCCCAAGGCGUCUCCGAGCAGCGGGAGGACGGGGAAGGGUCUGGCCGCGGCUGCUGCUCCGUCCUCCGGGCUGGUUUACCCCAGCAGACCGUCCAUCAGCAACAGCGGAGAGUUCUAUGACAUCGCCUUUAAGGUGAUGCUGGUGGGGGAUUCAGGUGUGGGAAAGACCUGUCUGCUGGUUCGCUUCAAAGAUGGAGCCUUUCUAGCUGGAAGCUUCAUCUCCACUGUGGGCAUCGACUUCAGGAAUAAAGUCAUGACCAUCGAUGCUGUGAAGGUCAAACUGCAGAUUUGGGACACUGCUGGUCAGGAGCGUUUCCGGAGCGUCACACACGCUUAUUACCGCGAUGCUCACGCUCUGCUCCUUCUGUAUGACGUCACCAACAAAGCGUCCUUCGACAACAUCCGGGCAUGGUUGACAGAGAUUCAUGAGUACGCCCAGCAGGACGUGGUCGUCAUGCUGCUGGGCAACAAGGCUGAUUCCACACAUGACAGGCUGGUAAAGCGAGAGGAAGGAGAGAAACUGGCAAAGGAGUUUGGAGUGCCCUUCAUGGAGACGAGCGCUAAAUCCGGACUGAAUGUGGAGCUGGCCUUCACUGCUGUGGCCAAAGAACUGAAGCACAGGACCAUGAAGGAACCAGACGAGCCAAAGUUCCAGCUGCAGGAGUACGUCGACAAAGAGAUGAGGACCGUCGGCUGCUGCCGUUCAUAGACAACAACAACUACGUGUGUGUCUGCGUGUGUGUUUGUGUUUGUGCGAGAGAGAGAGAGAAAGAGAGCGAGACGAAGUGAGAGAACAGGUACAUUGUGUUAGACAUUGUAAUAAGCUGGAGUGUGUGUGCCUGGAACUAACCCUGAAAUCCUCAGUGUUUGUAAUAUUUCUCUGUGGUUAUUUGGCCAAUAUGCUCUCUCUCCCAACCCACCUUUCCUCUGCAACUGUGAAUGUAUUAUAACUCCUGUCUACAUGCUUGCACAUACACAUGCACGUCCACACACAGACACUCACACAUUUACAGCUAGAACUUCACUUCACAGCCUGCUGAAUUCAUUCUGUGCAGUUUUUCCAUAAGUGAUGUACAUAUUUUAAAUGUAAUUUUGAUUGUGUGCUCUGAAAGCUUUGUAGUUUGUAAAUGCCUGUCUUGUUGAAACAAAACGAUAUGGACACAAAUAUGUUGAAUAUCAAAUCAAUCUUGUUAAACUAAUAGAAACACGUUUGUACAAAAACACUACUGCACCUAAUGUAAGCUGUCUAAUGGCACUGUGUGCUGUUAAUGUACAGGAUAUCAUAUAACUGUUUUAAUAAUACUGAAAUGUAAGUGACUUGAGCUGUUGUCCUUUUAUACACAGCUUAUUUUAAUUUUGAGUUAAAAGCUGUGUGAUGUAAUGAAUAAAUCUCCCUCAGUAAUUAGUAGACAAUUUUAAAUGUAUAAAACAGCAUCAUCAGCAUCAGGCUGUAGGCCUCCAUUGACCUCUGAAGAUAGCAGAAAUGUACAUAUUCGGAAGGGGGCGCCGUUAUUCCGAAUAACUGACAUGUUAAUCCUUUUUCAGAAAGUGAAAGAAAAAUAUAUCCAAGGGAACACAAGACAAGACAUUCAUAGGAAAUUUUAUUUAAAUUUGGAAAUAAAAAACAAAUUGAAUAUCGGGGGUAAAAGUUCAGUAGAAUCAGUAUUUUUCUAAAUUUACCCAAACAGCAAGUGAAAACUAAACAAAGUUACAAAAUCAAAGUAAGAGUGUAAAAAUAAUGGCCUGACACAGAACACAAAUCUCUGUCUUCUGGGGGAAAGUCCUUUUCUUACACAAAGAACAUCCAGCCCAAACUCAUUAUACUGCUCUGUUAAACUGGAAAAACUCUUAUGUGUCUAGUGGUGUCAGAUAUUGAUGUCAGUAGCACCACUAACAAAAGGCGAAUCUGCUAGAUGCCAGCGGCUUUGACAAAUUGGCAGUAUUUCACAUCCUCUGAAUAAGUAAGGCUUAGGUUGAAAUUUUGUAUUAUUUUUUAAAUUAAGGUAAAUAUUGCUUGUGUUGAAAUAAAAGUUAUUUAUUACUUUCUACUCUUUCUACACACCACAAUGAAUGUUUAACUCAGUGUUUAAAACUACGCCAAACAUCUGAAUCUUUGUCACCACUUUGCAUCAAAAUGUUCAAACAAUGUAAAUUAAACCCACAAUACAUGAAUACAGUAGAUAUUAAAUGUACCGUUGUUUUCAUUGCAGUCAUACAAUUUUGAAACGUGAACUGCAUAGAAAUACUGAAACAUUUCUAAGCUUUGAGGAGGGAUUGCUUUAACUUUCUUUUUUGUAAUUUUCUCUGCUGAAGUUUUGUAAGUCCUGCCAGUCACUAGAGAUGUAGAGAUGUAGUUGGUGUUUGUUGAUCUUUGCUAAACUAUCUUUGGGUUACGGCCAUUAGCAGAACUACCAGUUGGUAGUGGGUUGAGAGAUACAGUGCUGCUAUCGUGAGAUGCUUGAAAGAAGGAGGAUUUUCAGCAGUUUGUUUGAAUCUGUAAGGUGUAGGUGUUUUCAUUGGUUGGAAAACUGUUUCAUUUUUCCAGAUGUUUUAUCAAAGAUUUCUGCUAAUGUUGAAAGCACCAUUAACUUUUUCAGGAAAUACAAAACUUUACAAUGGAUCAUCCAUUUUCAGAAUAAAUCAUUAAUUUAUUGUUAACUUGUAAUCUGUAUACUGUAUCUUUAAUGAGAUAGUUUGUAUUGUACCAAUCUCCUGUGUUCACAAUAAAGAAUCUAUCUGAA
Messenger RNA from Amphiprion ocellaris (clown anemonefish), 3095 nucleotides. RefSeq names its product ras-related protein Rab-26. The coding region runs from base 311 to 1063 and encodes 250 amino acids. The record is from RefSeq and is a predicted model, not a curated record. The transcript has 9 exons. Gene Ontology annotation, cellular component: endosome; Golgi apparatus. NCBI's taxonomy places the organism in Eukaryota, Metazoa, Chordata, Actinopteri, Pomacentridae. Gene Ontology annotation, molecular function: GTPase activity; GTP binding.